CCCAGAAGAGCUGCAAAUGCUGUCCUGUGGAGAACCCACGGACUGUGGUCAGCUGGUGCUUAGCCAGUGACCUGUGGUAGCACCAGGUGAAUCUCAGCACUGACAGAUCAGUAGGUGGCAACGAGGUGUGGAAGCCAGAAACUUCAGAAACUUCACCACAAUGAGAUGCAUCACCCAUCCACUGCUCAGGAAGUUGUUGAGCCUCCCAGCCCAGUGUGUGCCAGGACUGGGGACUCCAAGGAAAGGUGCUGUGCUCAGUCCAAAGCAGUUGUUUCUGAGGCAGAGCUGCAGUGCAGGACCUGGGCUCGUGACUGCCACUGAUAUGGUCAACUAUUGGCAGAAGGUGUUUGAGACAAAUGGGAUCCCUGAAGCACGAGAAUCCAGUCAAUAUAUUGUGUCAUUUGUCCUGGGAGCAAAAACAUUUCAGAGUCUGGAUUCCAAAAGCCUCCACACUCCACUUACAGCACUGCAGCAGGAGCAAAUCCAGCAGCUGAGCCACAAGCGGCUCCAAAGGAUGCCAGUGCAGUACGUGCUUGGAGAGUGGGACUUCCAGGAGCUGACCCUGCAGAUGAGACCCCCAGUGUUUAUUCCACGGCCUGAAACAGAGGACCUUGUCUCUCUAGUUGUGGAGGAAGAACUUCAGAAAUGUGAGAAUUCCGCCCUCUGUUUCCCAGUUCCUGUUCCUCAUCCUGUGAUCCUGGAAAUUGGCUGUGGCUCUGGAGCAAUUGCUCUGAGUCUGCUCUGUAAACUGCCACAGAGCAGAGUCAUAGCCAUGGACAAAGAGGAGGCUGCUGUGGAUCUCACCAGGGAGAAUGCACAUAGGUUGCAACUCCAAGAAAGGAUUCACAUCAUCCACCAAGAUAUUUCACACAGUUCUGCCAAAGAGCUGUUGCUCUGGGGCCCCAUAGAUGUCAUAGUCAGUAACCCCCCAUAUGUUUUCCAUGAAGACAUGGCUUCCUUGGAUGCAGAAAUCCUCUGCUAUGAGGACCUUGAUGCCCUGGAUGGGGGAGAUGAUGGCAUGAGAGUCAUCAAAACAAUUCUGGCUUUGGCUCCUUCUCUUCUCAAGGUUUCUGGGAGUGUGUUUCUGGAAGUAGAUCCCAGGCAUCCAGAUAUGGUGGAGCACUGGCUACAGGCACACCCAGAAUUACUGCUCACCCUCCAUGCCAUUCACAAGGACUUUUGUGGCAAGCCUAGGUUUCUGCACAUCCAGAAACAAAGCAGCUGACAACUGUCAGACAUAACUCUCCUUGCAGGAUGCUUUUUGCUCUUGAGCCCAGCGGAGCAGCUGGUUGAAAACUCCUCCUGCCUUGUGAGAGGAAUCUCCAUUCCCUGCAAUGUUGGACUUUUCAUGCAGUGACAGACCCCUCAUAUCCUGACACAGGCCUCAUCCAGAGAUGCAGAAGUUCAGCUGAGCAUGUGGAAGUGUUCCACCUUCCUCAGGGAACUGCAUGAAACAUUUUAGUCUGCUCUGCUAAAGUGACUCAAUCAUCUCAGGACCUAAGAUAGAAGAGUUCACAGCUCCAGAUUAAAAAUAUAACUUCUCAACGUGCCAGAUCACCCAUUUGGCCUAGAAAGAAUUUAAUUAUAUUUUUUUUAAUUGGCCUUGAGAUGCAUUUAUAUAAAAUGUGACCAGAUGGGGUGAUAAGCUCAAAUCCUGGCUUAUACUGGCACAUGGAUUUGCAGGUAUAACAGGCCAUAACUGUUGUGCACAUUUCAGAUGCAGUUCUGUUUCAGGAUCCUGAUGCUCCAAUAGCAAAGCAGCCUUUGUGUCCCACUCCUGCUGAGUGAUUGUCUCUGAAGGAUCUUAGAGCACCUGAAUUUACAGCCUUUGACAUUUGGUGGAUGCUGCCAGAAAUGGUCAACACAUUAUAAUAAAGACAGUGCUUCAGACCAGGGUCCUUACAAGAAUUUCACUGCAGCUAUUUAGAGAUGCUGGCAGGCCUGAAUAAACAUCUGGCACCCACACAUUGCUCUGAUAGUAAUAGAAAUGCCUAAAUUCCACAUGAGGCAUUUAAUUGCAACAUUUUAAAGAGAAGGCCACAGUCACUACUCCACUUUUGCAGAUGGAGAAGUGGAAAAACAGGAGGUGAAGUGACCUGCAGAAAGUUUGACAAGCUGAGUUUGGAGUAGGACCCAGGCUCUUGACAGGCGUGGGAGUAGCUGAGGUCUGUCUCUCUGGGAAGGAUGACUCAGCCCAGGCCAGCCUGAAACAGCUCUGAGAGAGGUCCCCAAAGUGGACAGUCAACAUCAUGUCAGUGUAAAUAAUGGCAGGGUGAAAUUCAAGCUGCUGCUGCUGUUUGCAGUGGUGCAGGUUCCCUUCUGGAGCACAGCUAGCCAGGGAAGGAAGGAAAGGAGCCAAGGAAAGGGUCUGCUCUGCCAGGCCAGAUAGAAGCAGUUGCUGGGCCAGUGGAGGUGAGCACUCAGGAGGGGUGGGAGCAUCCAGCCAGGGCCCUGCUGUGUGUGCCAGGGGGGAGCUCCCAGGCUCUGUCCAGGCUGGCUGGGGCUGCACAGCCAGGAGCAUCAGGCAGGACAUGCAGCAGCAAGCUGAGUCUGUUGGAAGGCUGCAGCAGGGUCACAGGGUGUUACAUGAGCCCUGAUACAUCUGUUCCCUUUCCCCUCUGCCUCUCCCACACUCUCACUCCUCAGAUGAGUUUUCUCCAUCCCCUUCACUGCUGAACAUCAGCCCUGCUUUCCCACAGACACCUGAGCUCUCUCUGAUGAACCAGCACUUGGGUCCCAGCUGGAACCUUUCCCUACUCACAGCUCUGCUCACAGGCUUGCCUUUCACCCAUUGUACAUUUCACAUUACAUUUAUCCACUCCAGUAGUUUACCGUGUUCUGUACACUCUUUACUUGAAUUUUUGAGUCUUCUCUGGCCUGCAGUACCUGCCCUGGUUAAACACAGUAGAAGAAAGUAGAAGAAGGAGAGAACAAAAAUAGGUCAGUUAAAGUGCACUUGAGCAAAGGUUUGAAAAUACCACUUCAGUACAGCUCAUUUCUGGCCUCCCAGAGCCAUGAGUACAAAGUACAGUCAAAGGGUAUUUUGUGUGGUUGUGGCCUUUUUCCUAACAGUAAUUUAGGGGUAUUCAGUUUGUCAGAUUUUGUUUAAAAAUUAAAUUUAAAGAAAUGA
Zonotrichia albicollis (white-throated sparrow) is the source of this 3130-nucleotide messenger RNA. Lineage: Eukaryota; Metazoa; Chordata; Aves; Passeriformes; Passerellidae. The record is from RefSeq and is a predicted model, not a curated record.